CAGCAAUGGCGGCUCCCAUGUCCUGGAGGAGGCUGGUGAACUCCGUGUACACACCGGCCAUCACCGGGGUUUUUAACCGAAUAUCUGACCGAGUCUUCCGUGCACGGGACAGAGGAGGCGGGUCCUCGGUGCUGCUGCUGGCUCCCCUCCUGGCCGAAGCCGACCCGGCCCCCCAGCGGAUCUCCAGGCCCACGGGGUCGGCCGGAGCUCAGGGCACGGACGGCCUCUGCACCCACUUCCGAUGGAUGGCAGAGCACGUGCCCGCCUUCAGGGUGCCGGGCGCCCACAUCCACGUCCUCGCCUCGCCUGACCAGUUCUACCAGGCCAUGAAGGCACGUAUCAAGACGGCGAAGAGGCGCGUGGUGAUGGCCUCGCUGUAUCUGGGAACAGGUCAGCUGGAGCAGGAGCUGGUGGACUGCAUGGAGGAAGCUCUACAACGCUCACAGGGAAACAGUCACGACCUAAAAGUCUCCAUACUGCUGGACUACACGCGCGGCUCACGAGGGCAGAUUAACUCGAGGACCAUGCUGCUGCCGCUGCUGCAGCGCUUCACCUCUCAGAUGCGAGUGUCUCUGUACCACACCCCAGACCUGAGGGGGCUGCUGCGGCUGCUGGUCCCUCAGCGCUUCAACGAGACCAUCGGAGUCCAGCACAUCAAGGUCUACCUGUUCGACGACAGCGUCAUCAUCAGCGGGGCCAACCUGAGCGACUCGUACUUCACCAACAGGCAGGACCGCUACGUGCUGCUGGAGAACUGCGGCGAGGUCGCCGACUUCUUCUCCGACUUGGUGGAGGCCGUGGGAGACGUUUCCCUGCAGCUGCAGCCCGACGACUCGGUCACCGUGCUGGAGGGCAUGGUGCACCCGUACAAAGGCAACAGGCAGGACUUCUCGGCGGCGGCGAGGAAGCGGAUCAUGCAGGUCGUGAACGAAGCCCACGUGAGGCAGCGGCUGACGAGCCGGUCGGAGGACUCCGAGGACGAGGGGAUGAGCGAGGGGGAGGAGGACACGUGGGUGUUUCCUCUGGUCCAGAUGAAACCUCUGGGGAUCCAGGUGGACGAGCAGGUCACGCAGCGCCUGCUGACAGACGCCGGGCCGGAGUCCACUGUGUUUCUAACAUCAGGUUACUUCAACCUGACCCGGGCGUACAUGCAGCUGGUGCUUGGGGCCGGCGCCAGCUACCGCAUCCUCACCGCCUCCCCCGAGGUCAACGGGUUCUUCGGAGCCAAAGGCAUCGCCGGAGCCAUCCCCGAGGCUUACAUCCACAUCGCCAGGCAGUUUUACAACCAGGUGUGCCGGCUGGGCCAGCAGGAGAGGGUUCACCUGCACGAGUACCACAGGUCUCAGUGGACCUUCCACGCCAAAGGUCUGUGGUAUUACCUCCAGGGGCAGGAUCGGCCUUGCCUCACUCUAAUUGGCUCCCCUAAUUUUGGUUACCGCUCGGUUCACCGUGACCUGGAGGCCCAGAUCGCCAUAGUAACGGAGAACGAGGAGCUGCAGAGCCAGCUGCAGGAGGAGCAGGAGACGUUGUACCAGCGGUCCACGGAGGUGUCCAGGUCUACGUUUGAGCAGCCAGACCGCCACGUCCAGCUGUGGGUGAAACUAGUCACCCCCCUCAUCAAGAACUUCUUCUGAGAUGCCCCCAGAGCAGGAAGCAGCUGGCUUCGGUUUUCUUGGGUCUCGGGGUCGAAGGUCGGAGGUGGAGGUCGUUUCGCUCCUGCAGACGUGACAGCCGGACACACCUGAGCAUCACCGGCGUGCUGGGAGUCUUCAGCUUCACCUUUACCCUCAUCAGUGUGUCUCAGGAAGUGACUCACACACACACACACACACACACACACA
Molecule: messenger RNA, 1841 nt
Organism: Chelmon rostratus (copperband butterflyfish)
Lineage: Eukaryota; Metazoa; Chordata; Actinopteri; Chaetodontiformes; Chaetodontidae
Product: CDP-diacylglycerol--glycerol-3-phosphate 3-phosphatidyltransferase, mitochondrial
Exons: 11
Coding region: 6-1634 (542 amino acids)
Biological process (GO): cardiolipin biosynthetic process
Cellular component (GO): mitochondrion
Molecular function (GO): CDP-diacylglycerol-glycerol-3-phosphate 3-phosphatidyltransferase activity
Source: RefSeq, a predicted model, not a curated record